AAGUACGGGAGCUUCAUCCCCCUCACUGAGACUGACGUACUGGAGCAUCUGAAGAACAAGUGUAACACUGACCUCCAUGACAAGAAGCUAAACAUCCACUCAGAAAUGAUGAAGUAUAAAGCGGGUCUCGCCUCCACCUCUAUGAAGUGCUUCAAAGUGGACUACAACAAGCACACUCUGACCCUGGAGGACCUGUCCACACUGAAUGACCAAAACUGGGUCAACGACCAGGUCAUAAACAUGUAUGGAGAAUUGAUCAUGGAUGCUACACAGAACAAGGUUCAUUUCUUCAACAGCUUUUUCCACCGGCAGCUGGUGGCCAAAGGCUACGAAGGGGUUAAGAGAUGGACCAAAAAGGUAAAUCUGUUUUCUAAGAGGUUGUUGUUGAUUCCUAUCCACCUGGAGAUUCACUGGUCCCUGAUCACAGUGGACAUAGCCAACCACCACAUCCACUAUUAUGAUUCCCAGGGCAUCGUCUUCAAAUACACCAUGGAGAACAUCCUGACUUAUAUCCUGGCUGAGGCCGAGGAGAAGAAACACGCUGCAUAUCAGAAAGGCUGGAAGACGAUUAUAAGCAAGGGUAUUCCUCAACAGAAGAACGACAGUGACUGUGGAGUCUUCAUCUUGGAGUACUGCAAGUGCCUGGCAUUGAAAGAGCCGCUGCAGUUCACACAGGACGACAUGCCCAAAGUCCGCAAGAGGAUUUACAAAGAGCUCUGUGACUGUAAACUGAAUGACUGAUCAACCGCAGUGUCCCAGCUCUAGAGAGAGUACACCUGCCUUUCCACUGGACCGUGGGCUUUAACGACUGUUUGACCCUUAUUGUGGAAGGGCCAUUAAUACUCUAAAACAUGACGAGCCAAGAAGCUGAAUGAAGCGCAGUGGAAACGGCACACGUUGUUUGACUUAACGACAGAGACGGUGAAAACAACCAUCUGUCCUUCAGUAGAGGUCCAGCGUUGGACUUGUUUUUAUAUUCCUUGAUAAUGAGAGGCACUUUUUACUUUCUUUUGAGUUGACGUUCAAAGUUUCCACUGGCUGACUGACUGGCUGACUGGCUGACUGGCUGACUGACUGACUGGCUGGCUCACUGGCUGACUGACUGGCUGACUGGCUGACUGGC
This is a messenger RNA of Oncorhynchus gorbuscha (pink salmon), 1123 nucleotides long. RefSeq names its product SUMO specific peptidase 5 (gene senp5). The transcript has 8 exons. Lineage: Eukaryota; Metazoa; Chordata; Actinopteri; Salmoniformes; Salmonidae. Gene Ontology annotation, molecular function: deSUMOylase activity. The annotation marks the transcript as partial. Gene Ontology annotation, cellular component: nucleus. Gene Ontology annotation, biological process: protein desumoylation. The record is from RefSeq and is a predicted model, not a curated record.